AUGGGAAUGAAACUUGACAUGGCCAGCGGGGCCAUCGAGAACGGCCCCUCGACCCCCUCACUGGGCCUGGGCAUCGCCGUGAAGCCGGUGGUGGACAUCAUGCGGCCGACUGUGGCGGCCAUUCUCCAAGAGAAUGAUCAGGUGAUGAAGUCUCUGGAUCCACGGAAGGAUGUCUUAGUCUCCUUUAUGGAGCUCUGCCGAACUCACGUGCCGCAGCCGAUCGUCGUGCGCGUGUUUCACACGCUAUCUGGCCAGGCGCACCUUCUGACCGAGACCGUGCUGAAGUCUCCAGCCGAGUUCUGGAGGGUCUGGCGACUGCUUAGCCCGACGUUGGUGGAGUUCAGCGAGCGAAAUCCCGUCUUCGAGAGCGUGAUCACCUUCUUCAAAAGCCUUGGCCAGCUGAUGAGUGAGGCGGAUGCCACGCUGACGCAGCAGCUUCUGGCCAGGGCCUGA
Molecule: messenger RNA, 453 nt
Organism: Symbiodinium natans
Lineage: Eukaryota; Dinophyceae; Suessiales; Symbiodiniaceae
Source: the annotation of a GenBank genome assembly